CUAAGGUAAACCCAGCCCAUUGACUUGGGGAUUGCCCCAAAGCUUUCCCCCCAUCCAAAAAGAUCAUCAACAGCUAUCCGUAUAGCCAGCUUGCUCCGAGAUCCUACUCGACCACCGUCGUAGAGCACAUCAACUCAUACGCGAUUACAUAUCAAUUGACCGUCUUCCCCCCUCUUACUUGCGACUCAUAAGCUCCAGGGGGUCUAUCAGUCGCACCACGGGUCCUCUCCCCUCCAUCCGUCCGUCCGUCCAUCGCGCGAGCAGCCCGGAUUGCAAGCAGGAGACAGAGACCCCAACUUGUCGAAGAUGUCGUGGCGCAUUCAGAACCUGCCCGAUUCCCAGACGAAUCCCUCAGGCGCGGCGCUAGGAGGCGGAGGAGAACGAGACCGUGGCAGCAAGAAGUCAAAGUCAAAGUCCACGUCGGACGGGCGCGGCGCGAUCAAGAGGCUCAUCAAGGAGCUCGACGUGUGGCGGUCGGAGAAGAAGGAGGAGAGGGGCAUUGAGAGGUUGGGCCCCGUCGACGACGAGGAUUUGUUGACGUGGGAGGCUGUUGUUAACGGGCGGGGGAUCGGGAACGGGUAUGAUGAGGGCCGCUGGCUCCUACACAUCCAGAUCCCGACAGACUACCCCAUCCGCCCGCCGACGAUACGCUUCGCGACGCCCGUGGUGCACGCCAACAUUGCGCUGCAGACGGGCGAGAUCUGCCUCGACCUGCUCAAGGACGCCUGGACGCCGGCCUACAGCGUCCUCGAGAGCGUGCGCGCCGUGCGCACGCUGCUCGCCUACCCGGAGACGGACUCGCCGCUCAACGUCGACGUCGCGGCGCUGCUGCGCGGCGGGGACGUGCUGGGCACGCGCGCGCUCGUCGAGUUUUGGUGCCGCGAUGACGAGGGGCGGUAUGAUGGGCCGUAGAGGCAGGGCAGCGUUAGGAUGGGGAAGGGGAGGGGAGGGGAGGUUGCUUUGCUGGGUGACGGCUCAUACAGGGUUUGACUUGGGAGAAACUAGCCCUGCCUAGCUGGCGGGUAGACUAAUGUAUUCCAGUCUUCUGAAGGGAGAAGAAUUUGGGUUGGAUUUCAGCACCGGUUUAUGUUUUUGGAUAAGAUAACUUGACAACAUCAUAUAUAUAACGUGUACAUGGAACGGGAUGGGACGGGAAGGGACGGAAGGCUUGUUUGGUAGGGAGUAUCCAGAUGGUUAUCAUCAUCACUCAAUGACAGAUUGUAUAAUUGC
Messenger RNA from Colletotrichum scovillei, 1230 nucleotides. Its product is annotated as ubiquitin-conjugating enzyme. The transcript is spliced from 2 exons. The record is from RefSeq and is a predicted model, not a curated record. The coding region runs from base 307 to 912 and encodes 201 amino acids. Lineage: Eukaryota; Fungi; Ascomycota; Sordariomycetes; Glomerellales; Glomerellaceae.